Molecule: messenger RNA, 1354 nt
Organism: Phlebotomus papatasi
Lineage: Eukaryota; Metazoa; Arthropoda; Insecta; Diptera; Psychodidae
Gene: Sas10
Product: something about silencing protein 10
Exons: 1
Coding region: 1-1302 (433 amino acids)
Biological process (GO): maturation of SSU-rRNA from tricistronic rRNA transcript (SSU-rRNA, 5.8S rRNA, LSU-rRNA)
Cellular component (GO): small-subunit processome; nucleolus
Source: RefSeq, a predicted model, not a curated record
AUGGCUGAUAAAAUUUAUUUAGAUUCAAAUCGGGGCAAUUAUGAACUUGGUAUGAGUGAUUCAGAUGAAGAUUUCGACACAAAUGAUAAGUUGUUGCUGAAAAAGUACAAGGAAGCUCAGGCUGGUGGCUCAGAGAGUGAACAGGAGGAAGUGUUUGGACUGCCAGAAGAUGAUUCCAUGGAUGAUGACUCGGAUUUUGAGGAUAAAACUGGCGCUGAAAAGUUUGAGGCAGACAGCGAUAUUGUGUCGGAUGAAGAUGACGAUAUUCCAGACGAUAGAGCUUGGGGAAAUAAGAAGAGUGUCUUCUACAAUACGGACUUUGUGGAUCAGGACUAUGGUUCUUACAAUGCACAGGAAGAGCAGCUGGCACAGUUGGAAGAGCAGGAAACGAGGAAACUGCAGCAGAGGCUGACACAGCAACUCAGUGAUGCCCAAUUUUCACUGGAUGUCUUUAUCUCUGAAGACGGAGAGACUCCGAAAACUAGAGACAAAGGCGAGGGAGAAUCCGAAGGAGCCUCAAAGCAUCAAGAACUUCUGCAGUUUAAGAGGGAUUCUCCAGAAUUUGACGCUCUGGUAGAUGAACUUCUGUCCAAAUUGGAUGAUAGUGCAAACAUUCUCCAGCCUUUCCUGGAUGAGCUGAAGAAACACAAUCUAACUGAAUUGCCCAUCUAUGAAUUUAUAGAUAUGAGAAACAGAUUGUCCUUGCAUUAUGCCACAAAUCUCUGUUUCUACUUAAUGCUGAAGCAUAAAAAAGUUUCUGUGAAGAAUCAUCCGGUUAUGAAGAGGAUCGCCCAAUUCAGGGAGCUUCUUCAGCAAUUGGAGGAGAAAUAUCAAGGUGAAGCACAGAGAGAAAUGGAAAGGAUUCUCCUGGAUAUUCGCUCUGGAAAGCUUGUAGCUGCUCCAGUAAAGGAAAAAGAAAAGAAACAGCGGAAAAUGCUUGGAAUUUUGAAGAAUGUGGCUGAGAAACCGAAGAAGACCUCUGAGGAAUCUGCAAAGGAAGACAUGGAGCUUCAAGGGGAGGAAGAAGGUUCAGAAUCUGAAGAGGGAAUGGAAGAAAUUGGAGAUGGUGAAGAUGACAAUGAUAAGCGUGCCAUCACUUACCAAAUGGCCAAGAAUAAGGGUCUAAUGCCACACAGGAAGAAGGAAUUGAGAAAUCCCAGGGUCAAGCAUCGUCUCAAGUACAAGAAGGCCCUCGUUAGACGAAAGGGAGCUGUUCGCACUGUUCGUCGUGAGGACAAACGAUACACAGGAGAGCAUUCAGGAAUCAAGGCGACUGUCCGGAAGUCCAUCAAAAUUCACUAAAGAUUCUCUUUGUAUUUUUUGCGAAAUAAAACUGAAAAUUUUGCCGGUGAAA